UAAAAUAUCAGAUUUUUUUUUGGUGCCUGAGAGGCGAAGAAAUGAGCAACGUAAAACCCAAGAAGAGCAACCAACCGGGCAUAUUCAGCAGAUGCUUGAGGGCAUCAAAAAGGAUGUUAAUGAAGGCGAGGGAACUGUAUGUGGAGGGGAUGACUGACUGUUCGGAGAUGAUUGCUUUCGGGACGGCGAUGGGGUGUCCAUGGGGUCAAGUCAACAUGGGUUUUUUGCCCCGGAGUUACAGCGUUAACCCGUCAAAAUCAUCGAGCAAUAACGAGGAUUUGAGAGAGCUCGUUAGAGCUGCUUCUUCAAGGAGUCUAGGCAAUAGAAUUGAAUCGGAUAGUCUUCAGGGACAAGUACAGGUGAGUAAAAGUGGAUCAAGUAAAAAGAUAAUGCCAAUGCCGAGGAGCUAUAUUGUUGCUCUUGGGAGAAUUGAUGAAGAACAUAUCUGUGAGUUUGAAGACGAUCGAUGAUGUCAAAGUGAAGAUGAAUAGUGAUUUAUUUCAAACAUAUUGAGAUAUAUGUCAACAGUGAUCAUUGUCUACUUUCUUUUGUUUCCAGUUUCUGCAGUUCUUCAUAAAUAGUUGAAUUGAAUUUUAGU
Messenger RNA from Mangifera indica (mango), 598 nucleotides. RefSeq lists its product as uncharacterized. Lineage: Eukaryota; Viridiplantae; Streptophyta; Magnoliopsida; Sapindales; Anacardiaceae. The record is from RefSeq and is a predicted model, not a curated record. The transcript has a single exon. Bases 42 to 470 code for a protein of 142 amino acids.